AUGGAAAUACACAAAAACAGACUUACUCAUCUACGAACAGGCAUGAAUCGUGAUAAAGAUACAAAGUGGAUGAAAAUUGAGUUGGUAUCUGGCCUGGAAAUCGAUGCUUUAUGGCGCACAAUUCUCGACAAGAACCAACCACAGGCUCCAUGCAAUUUCGUAAUCCAAUUUAAAAACAAGAAGGAAACUACAUUCCUCGACAAUCCUCCUCCUCGGAUCGAUCGGGAAGAUGGUGGUCUUGAGGUCGUUUUGCCAAGGAAAAGAAAACAACUUCCGCCUUAUCGACAGGAAGUUGCAGAAGAUCUUCAUAUGGAACGUUGCUUCAUAGUUGGCUUUACUUGCACGAGAAGGCACUAUAUUACCAUGACCUGCCAUUGUCGUGAGGGCACUUUGGCACAUCAGGACAACAUUGUCAUGUCUGGCGGUACCACCAUGUACCCUGGUAUUGCUGACCGCAUGCAAGGGGAAAUCACUGCCCUCGCUCCUUCCACCAUCAAAGACAUGGAAACCAUUUCUCAGAAACAAACAAUUAGUCUUACUAAGCGUGGAAAUUAUUAUACAAAUGCGUUGCUCACAUGA
Penaeus vannamei (Pacific white shrimp) is the source of this 579-nucleotide messenger RNA. The record is from RefSeq and is a predicted model, not a curated record. NCBI's taxonomy places the organism in Eukaryota, Metazoa, Arthropoda, Malacostraca, Decapoda, Penaeidae.